This is a messenger RNA of Tarenaya hassleriana, 1016 nucleotides long. RefSeq names its product ras-related protein RABA1e. The record is from RefSeq and is a predicted model, not a curated record. The transcript is spliced from 2 exons. Gene Ontology annotation, cellular component: endosome. The coding region runs from base 226 to 879 and encodes 217 amino acids. Lineage: Eukaryota; Viridiplantae; Streptophyta; Magnoliopsida; Brassicales; Cleomaceae. Gene Ontology annotation, molecular function: GTPase activity; GTP binding.
AUUAAUAAAACAACUAAAAGAGAAAAAUAACGAAACCAAACACGGUUCGUUGCCACCCACUACCCUGUUUACGCUUCCAUAACAGAGCACAAAUCAAGCACAUCAUCACGUCCUAUACCCUCCAAGAACUCAGACAAGAUUCUCGGUAUACAUAAAAAUUUUCAGUUUUUUUUUUUAAAUUCAUUUCUGGGUUUGUGGAGAAAGAUCGAUCAAUCGAUCGUAAAGAUGGGAGCAUACAGGGCAGACGACGAUUACGAUUAUCUGUUCAAAGUAGUUCUGAUCGGAGAUUCAGGUGUCGGAAAAUCCAACCUCUUGUCGAGAUUCACAAAAAACGAGUUCAGUCUCGAGUCCAAAUCCACCAUCGGCGUCGAGUUCGCUACCAGGAGCGUCCAUGUCGACGACAAGAUCAUCAAAGCCCAGCUCUGGGACACCGCCGGCCAGGAACGAUACAGAGCCAUCACGAGCGCAUACUACAGAGGAGCGGUGGGAGCGUUGUUGGUGUACGACAUAACUCGGCACAUAACGUUUGAGAACGUGGAGAGGUGGCUGAAGGAGCUGAGGGACCACACGGACGGAAACAUCGUGAUAAUGCUGGUCGGAAACAAGGCCGACCUCCGUCACCUCCGGUCCGUACCCACCGACGAGGCCAAGUCCUUCUCCGAGAGGGAAAACAUGUUCUUCAUGGAGACCUCUGCCCUCGAUUCCACCAACGUCGAGCCCUGUUUCACUCACGUCUUGACUCAGAUCUACCGAGUCACCAACCGGAAAACCCUCGACCCUGGCUCAGAUUCCGCGGCUCUCCCCAAGGGGCAGACCAUCGAUAUUGGGACCAAGGAUGACGUCACGGCUGUCAAGUCCACCGGAUGCUGCUCCGGUUGACUCUUUCUUGUCUGUGUUCUAUUGUUUUUUAAUGACCUGUUUUGUAUCUUUCUGGAGGGAGGUAAACCGGUUUGCAUAAUUUUCUUCUGAAUUUUUGGUUCUUGUCUGAUAAAUCCGAAUUACGGGGCUGUUCUUCA